AUGCAUAACCAUAACUUUCUGGAGGAUUCACAUGACGUCAAAUUUGAGGACUUUUUAAAUCAUUUUAUUUUUCUUAAAAAUGAGAAAAAAAUACAAACGGGUAAUGACAAUGAGGAGGAAAGCGCAGCGACAGUUGAGCUGGUCGAACCUUCGGAAGGGGAGAAGAGGAUGCCACAGGAAGAUGGGCACAAUUUCAUGCGGUCCAUAGCCAAUGACAUUAUAAACAACGAACCUAGUAUGGUCCUCUUCAGAAGAAUGUAUUGGCCCCUGCUAUUAGGAAUUUACCAUCCUACCAGUCUACACGAAUUAACAAAGGAAGUGGAGAAAAAAAGAAAUUUGUAUAAGCAGGACAAAGACGAAUACAUCACAAAGCAGUCUAAUUUAAAUAUUCAAAAGUUGGACCCCCAGAUCUUUCACCCCUUAUCAUCGGAUGAUAAAAAUCCAUGGACACUAAAACAGAAGAAUCAAGAAUUAAAUGAAGAAAUAAAACAAGACAUUUUAAGAACACACUCAGAGAAAAAUCUUUUUCAAAAAGAGGCAGUAAGAGACACACUAUGUAAAAUUCUCUUCCUCUGGGCAAAGAAAAAUCCAUCAGUAUCCUAUAAACAAGGCAUGAACGAAUUAGUAGCCAUUUUUUUUAUUGUAAAUUAUCGUGAAAAAGUAUGCCCCGAUAUUCUAAAUUUAAAAAGUGAUCCAUUUUGGAAAGAGUAUGUCACCCUGUUUGAUAGGGACGAAGUCGAGGCAGACACUUACAUACUGUUUGACCACUUCAUGAAUAUGGGGAUGAAAUAUUUAUUCUCUUCCCCCGAAGAAAAAAAAAACCAAGCAACAAAGAAUUCUUCCAAAACGGUGCUCCUGCACAAGUGUACUUAUAUAUUCCAUAAGUUACUAAAAAAUAUGGAUAAAUUAUUAUACAAUCAUUUGAUCUCCCUAAGUAUUGAGCCUCAGAUUUUUCUUCUCAGGUGGAUCCGUCUCUUCUAUUGUAGAGAAUUUCCGAUUGAUGACACCGUCAUUUUGUGGGACAACUUCUUCUCAGAUUGCUACUUAACAAACUGGGAAAAUGGUUUCCCCGCCGAAGUCACAGGGGAUACCAUAGAAGUUGCCCACAUGACAUCAAAUGUGUUUCCCUUGGUGGACUACUUUGCCAUCUCUAUGAUCCUAUUCAUCAGAUCGUUCUUGCUGGAAAAUGACGAGAAUUAUUGCCUGAAGAGGCUUUUUAAAUACCCGCCCGUUGAAAACAUAAGGAUAUUAAUCGAUUUAUCUUUUAAAAUUAAAGCGAGAAGUGAAAAGAAGGAGAAGAGUGCAAAAAGGGAUGACUUACCAGUUUCCAACAGCGUCGGCGUGGACGGCGGUUCGAAUGUGGGUGGCUGUCUUGGUUCCUUUCAGGCUAAAAACGGGGCCAAAGACGGUGCAGUAAAUUUGGCAAGAACCACCGGCAACAACAGCAUAGUGAGUGAUCACAUGGAACGAAAUAGAUAUAAGCCAACCGCCAACACAUUUAUGUUAAAUAAAGAAACCAAAGUUUUAAACACCCCCGCGACGUUAUCUCGUAUUAACAGUAAGCUAAACACUGUCAUUGACAGCUUAAAUAAUUUAUCCUCCACCGUUGGGAAUGAAAAGCACCGAAUAGAGCUCCAGCAAAAUGUAUUUCGUCUGAGUGAAAUAUUCCGAGAAUUGAAAAGCAUGGAACAUAAUUGUGCAGAGUCCAUACCGGAGGAUUUGGAGAUGAACUGGAAAAAGGAGACUCCCCCGAUUUACUUCGGUUGA
Plasmodium coatneyi is the source of this 1767-nucleotide messenger RNA. RefSeq lists its product as uncharacterized. The record is from RefSeq and is a predicted model, not a curated record. The transcript is spliced from 2 exons. Gene Ontology annotation, molecular function: GTPase activator activity. NCBI's taxonomy places the organism in Eukaryota, Apicomplexa, Aconoidasida, Haemosporida, Plasmodiidae. Bases 1 to 1767 code for a protein of 588 amino acids. Gene Ontology annotation, biological process: activation of GTPase activity; intracellular protein transport.